AUGUCUCAAACAGAAACGAAUGCGGUUGAUCCUUUAGAGCCACGGAAUAUCCUGGCAAUAUUGGAACAGGCACUGCUUGAAAAGAGUUCACAAACUGAGAGUGAAAGUUCAGAACCUAAAGUGAUUUUUCAUUCUAAUCAAGAUGCACUCGCAGCAUUAUUCCACUCGAUUAUGGAAGCUGUAGGUUUUCGGCUUGUUGGACUUGGUGAAGAAGAUAAUGACGACAAUAAUAUGGAUAGGGAUUUCGAAGGCUUUAUCGUUGGCCUCCCAAAAGGGUGGAAUUCUCAAGGUCCUAAUUCGUACGCCUUUCGCUACAGGCACCCACAAUCUUCUUUAACUUUCUUAGUUAAAUGCAUUCGGUUGGCCAAUAAAUUUUUGAUUAAUGCCAUGGGAAUUGAGGAUAACAAAACUUGUACUCUUGAAGUGAUCUCAAAUGAUCAUACUUCAUCUUCGAUUUUCCCAUAUACUGCUGAGAAGCAACAUUCCGAACCUCUUGCAAAUAUAUUUAUAUCAUCAAGUCGUAUUAAAGAUUUAAUUAGCAUUUAUAAAAUUAAUAUUUUACAAAGAUUGAUUCCAGGAUUAAAUAAACCUGGAUAUGAAGAAACGCGUACAAAUACGACUGGUAGUACUCAAUCUGAAAGAAGGCAGCCACAACCUGUCGCUGAUGAUCCAUUACGUAUUCCUACGCGUCAACCACCACGUUUUCGACCACCUAUUUUUGAUGAUCCUUACGGAGGUGACGAACCUUUAUCAAUCUAUAAUAAUCCUUUGGGUGUUGGUCAUGAUGAUCUUGAUCCACUUGGCUCUCGUCCAAUCAUUGGUCCAAGGUUCGGUGGUGGUGCUUAUAACCCUUUUGGCGGGCCAAGUCGAGGUGGUGGAAUGUAUGUAGGGCCAAAUCACCCAAUGUUUGACACACGCCCUCCAAACAGUGGUGGAAUUUAUGGUGGUCCACAAACUCUACCAAGAGGUGCGGUUCCACCGGGUGCGAGAUUUGAUCCAAUUGGACCAUUUGGACCACAACCUGGUCGGUUGCCGGGUCGUGGUGGUAGUGGAGGUUUUAGCGGUGACCCUGAUAAUGAUGAAUUGCCACCGCCCAUUCGUCUUGUGCUGUUUAGCAUAAAACAAAUUCAAUUUAUGUUUGAUUCGUCUCAUCGAGACGAACCCGAUAUUUCUGAAAAUAUCAAUCAGAAUCGAACCGAGCGAUUCGUCUCGGUGAGACGAAUUUCCCAAGUUUUAGAUCCAGGUUAUGUAAUAUCUAUGGAUUGA
Messenger RNA from Dentiscutata erythropus, 1266 nucleotides. The record is from the annotation of a GenBank genome assembly. NCBI's taxonomy places the organism in Eukaryota, Fungi, Glomeromycota, Glomeromycetes, Diversisporales, Gigasporaceae.